Messenger RNA from [Torrubiella] hemipterigena, 3660 nucleotides. NCBI's taxonomy places the organism in Eukaryota, Fungi, Ascomycota, Sordariomycetes, Hypocreales, Clavicipitaceae. The record is from the annotation of a GenBank genome assembly.
GAAACGCGGUUUGGAAACCCCCGGUUCGACCAACUUCAUCAGCUUCGCCCAGCGGCAUUCUGGACGCAGACGCUGCAAAUUCAUUCCUUUAAACACCAAAAUCAAUAAAAACGACGACAAUUCACAUGGCGGAGUGUCUGUAAAUUUGAUAAUCGACGCGGACAAUACGCCAAAACGUGCAACACUAGCUUGCACUACACCACUGGCUAGCACCCUCGCUCCCUCAGAUAUCCAUCCCCUCGAUCCUAUAUCAGAUUCUUCACCAACUACGCUGGCUCGCUAGCUAGCUCUAUCGCUCGCUCCAAUGCCUUCCAAAAACAAAGCAUCGUCUGCUGCCGCGAGCAAGAACCCCGAGUACGACGCCAUCGCCAGCCAAUGGGCCAAGGCCAAAGCCGCAAAAGAAGCUGCGGAUGCAGAGGCCAAGGCCCAGGGCUUCUCGACUGCCGAAGAGCGCGCUGCUGCGCAGAAGCAGCACCGCGACCGAGUCAACAAGAACCGCAAGCAGGGCUACGAGAGGCGCUGGUGGUGGACUGUGGCCUUUUGGGGCUGGCUGCUCGUGGCCCAUGCCGUCAGCAUCUGGCUCUUUACCAGCGGCUUCUUGCUGACGCGCCUGGUGCUCGAGGACAAGGCGUCGUGCGAUGCACCGCCUGCAGAUAGCAGCUUGGCUGCACUCACUGUCGACGCGGGGUGCUGGCAUCCCAAGAAGUUUGACCGUGCUGUCAUCAUUCUCAUCGACGCGCUGCGCUACGACUUUACGGUCCCAGCAGACCCUGAUAGUACGCAUGCCUUCCACAACGCCUUUCCCUUUCUCUACGAAACUGCGGCCAAGGAACCCCAGAAUGCCUUUUUGCGGCCAUUCAUUGCCGACCCGCCAACGACGACGCUACAGCGCCUCAAGGGCCUUACGACAGGAACACUCCCCACGUUUAUCGACGCUGGGUCCAACUUUGCGGGCACUGCCAUUGACGAGGAUAACUUGCUGAUGCAGCUGCGCCAGAACGGUAAGAAGAUCGCGCACUUGGGUGACGAUACUUGGCACGCCUUGUUCCCGGGCUACUUUGAGGCGAAUAUCAGCAAGGCCUACGAAAGCUUUAGGGUCUGGGACCUGCACACCGUGGACAAUGGCGUAAUUGAUAACAUCUUCCCCUUGCUUGACCACAAGCGCUCCAACGAGUGGGAUCUGCUUAUUGGACACUGCUUGGGUGUCGACCAUGCCGGCCACAGGUACGGUCCAGAGCAUCCUGCCAUGACGGCCAAGUUGCAGCAAAUGGACGAGUUUGUGCGCAAGGUAGCCGCGUCUAUUGACGACACCACGGUGCUGAUUGUCAUGGGUGAUCACGGCAUGGAUGGUAAGGGAGAUCACGGUGGUGAGAGCGACGACGAAGUCGAGGCUGCGCUGUGGAUGUACUCCAAGAAGCCCGCCUUUGGACGCACCAAGCCCGAGUUCAGCAUCCCCCCUGCCAAUGCAAAGAUUCGUCCUGUUGGCCAGAUUGACUUUGUCCCUACGCUUGCGCUGCUGCUUGGUAUCCCCAUUCCGUUCAAUAACUUGGGCAAGCCCAUUGAGGAGGCGUUUGCUGGCGUCAAGGGCAACGAUUGGGCCUCUCUGGCGGCGGUUUCCAAGAUGGCGGCGGCCGGUAUCGACCGCUACCAGGACCUCUACUUUAAGGUGCGAGGCAUUGCAGAGAGCCCGGCUCAGCAAGCCAGAAGCGCCUUUGUAGCUGCUCUCGGUGGCAGUGCAGGUCAGCAGGCCUACGAAGCAUUUAACAAGUUCCAGGACGACGUGCUCGACAUUUGCAAGGGUCUGUGGGCGCGAUUCGACGUGCCACGCAUGAUUAAGGGUGUGGUUGUCACUGCGCUAGGUGUAGUUGUUCUGAUGCUGUAUGCCUCGCGCACAGCUGAUGACGAGUACGUUGUGACCAACAAUGCUGAGCUCGACUACGCCGAACAGAAGCUCGAGAUGCUGGGCGAAAAGGACAGCGAUGCUCAGCACCCUGAAGCCAACACGCACCGUGACCUCGUUCGCUGGGCCUGGGAUCCACGUGUGCUUCUUGUGGCCAUUGGAACCAUUUCCAUUGCUCUCUAUCGCCAGCAGCCACUCGACAGUGCGGCGACAGUCAUCCUCAGCAUCAUGAUGGCCAGCGCCGCCACUACUCUCCAUAAGGCGGGUAAGACGCUUGCCAAUCUGCUGCCAACGACGUUUUGGGGCUGGCUCGGUGUCUUCUUCACAGUCAGCCAGUCGGUGGGCUUUGCGUCCAACUCGUACACCAUCUGGGAAGACUCGAUCCUGCUCUUCUUCAUCACCACGUUUGCCGUGUGCAUGGGCAUAGCGUCGCUGCGCAUCGAGUCCCGCGUCGACCGCACCAUGGCCAUCUACCACUCCGUCGCGUUUGCCCUGCUCGGCCGCCUGGCCAGCUUCUCCAAGCUGUGCCGCGAGGAGCAGAUGCCAUUCUGCACAUCGACGUACUAUGCCUCUGCAACAUCGUCCACGUCUGCAACCUGGCAACUCGCCAUCCCGCUGCUUGUCUUUGCUACUCUGCCCUCAGUCAUCAAAUCAUUCCUGACACCAACAAAGUCCUACGACGGCCUAGCACCGGCCUGGAUCGGCGCCAUUUUUCGCUCCGGCGUCUUGCUCGCCGCGCUGUACUGGGUCAUUGAUGCCGCGGACAACGGCGGAUGGUUUGCCAACGCGCUUCCCGCUGGAACUGUCAAGACCGUGAGUGUCUACGUUGCACAGAUUGUCCUAGCCAUUGCCUUUGUCGCAGGCACCACCGCCUUCAUCUGGGCGCCGCCAAGCGUGUCUAUCGUCUCGUCCAAGGGCCCGUCUGGACAGCCGCAGAUUGCCAUUAUGGGCUACGCCAACGCACUGGGUGGCCGUUACAUCUUCUUGCCGCUCAAUGUACUACUGGCGUGUCUGGUGCUCACAAAGCCCAUGGGCUUUGGCGCACUCGCCCUGAUGAUGUGGCAGAUCCUCUCGCUCGUCGAGCUGCUCGACCUCAACGGGCUCAAAACGGAGACCAUUGGUCCCAUUAUGCUUGCUGUUCUGGGUAACUUUUACUUCUUCAAGACGGGCCACCAGGCCGUCCUGGCCAGUAUCCAAUGGGACGCCGCCUUCAUCCCGCUCGUUGGCAUCCGGUACCCUUGGUCCCCGAUUGUCCUCACGCUAAACACCUGCGCUGGACCCAUCAUUGCUGCUGCCAGCGUACCCCUACUCACCAUGUGGAAGGUCGGUCCGAAGCAAAAGGGUGUGCUGGAAGCCUGUGUCCGCAGCGCCGCCGUCUUUGUUGCGUUUUAUGCCGUCGAGGCCCUGGCUACCAUGGCCUGGGCAGGCCACCUGCGCAGACACCUCAUGCUCUACCGCAUCUUCAACCCGCGCUUCAUGGUUGCCGCGGUGAUGCUCAUCAUUGUCGACCUGUCUGUCAUUCUCUUCACGCUUACUGGCAUCCGAAGCAACACCCUUGCCGUAGCCGAAGUCUUUGAAUGGGCCGACUAGGCUUCUUCUUCUCCCUUUUUUUGUAACGAUUCUCUAGUCUCUCUUUUUCAAUCUCUUUUUUUUCUGUACUUUACGCAUAUAUAAAACUAAUAGGGGGCUUUUCAAACAUCAUGGCACUGAGAAUUUCAAAAUCAAUAGAGCAAAUAUACAUCAAUUAGUAGUUUUUGACC